AUGGCCGGAUCUUACGCGAAGAAGGGGGCCACACCAUCCAAAGGAUCUUCUGGGACGAGACAAUCCUCAACAAAGCGCAAUUCGAGCAUCUUGAGUUUCUUCCAGAAGACCGACACGCCACCCGGUGCCACUUCUCAUCAGGCUCGAAUCACACAAUUUGUAACGGCAACCUCGCGUUCACCAAGCAACGGCCGGGGUACUCCAACUUUCCAGCGGGGGAACAGUUCAAGAAACGAUACUAGUGGUGCACUUUUCUUGGAGGAUAAGAAGGGACUGGCAAAGAUUGAACAAACAGCGGUGACGAAUGAAAGAGAACGAUCGCUCACGCCUGAUAUUUGGGGUGACGACGAAGAGUUCUUGGAAGCGGAUAACAAGCGAUAUAAUGAGAACAAUUCAGUGGUCAAGCGUCGGAAGGUAGACUCACCAGUCACCCCGGUCAAUGAGACACAGCAACCAGACGACGAAUCGAAGACUACAAACUCACCCGCACCCGCAACCACAUCUAUAAAGACCCAGAAACGGAGUGGACCAUUUAUCGAUGAGUCCGACAGCGAGGAUGAUAUGGAAGCAUAUCGGGAACUUCAUGAGACCACAUCUACCACUAAGGAUGUGACGAACGAGACAUUGCAAAUGGAUAAAAUAGUGGCUACACAACGCACGUCUGAACCUACACCCUCGCCACUGGUAAGAGCCGCCACGAGUAAUUUCGAUAAUGAUGAAUACGCGAAUUUUGACGAUAUAGAAGAAGACGAGCUUAUAGGGGAAGAGUUUCGAAAUCGGCCUUGGGAGGGCGAGGAACAAGAGCAGCAGAUCGACCUUGAGGUAGAUCCUGACAAAGAUUUAAACGACUGUUCGGGUGUAGAAGAUAUUGAGGGGGAAGUAAGCAGAUGCCCUAUCUGCCAAAUGGCGCUGAAGGAUCUUAAUGAAACGGAAAUCGCAGUGCAUGUCAAUGACUGCCUUGAUGGUAAAACUAGCCUUAUCCCGGCCACACCCGCUCCUGAGCCUAUGGUGAAGCCGACUCCCAGGCCAGUCGACCUCGACAAAGGAUUGACACGCGCGGAGCGAGCUGCCAUUGCCCGGCCUGCGCAAGGUGAUCCCUACUCGCAGAACAAACCUGUUGGAGGUUCCGCGUUUUCAAAGAUGAUGGCUGGAAACGCAGAAGACACUGCUUGGGCUGCUGCGGCCGCAAACGAGGUGUCUUCUCGAGGCAAGCAGGCCUACCAGCGGACUUGUCCAUUUUACAAGAUCCUCCCGGGGUUUUCCAUAUGCGUCGAUGCCUUCCGCUAUGGGGCUGUCGAAGGGUGUAAUGCCUACUUUCUCAGUCACUUUCACAGCGAUCACUAUAUAGGGCUCAGUAAGUCCUGGUGCCAUGGGCCUAUUUACUGUAGUCGACCCACUGCGAAUCUUGUCCGCCAGCAGCUUCGCGUUGAUCCUAAGUGGGUAGUUGAGCUUGAGUUUGAAUCUACCACCGAAGUGCCGGAGACGGGAGGUGUGCAAGUCACAAUGAUACAUGCAAACCAUUGCCCCGGCAGCUCACUUUUUCUUUUCGAAAAAGGUUCUGGCAACGGGCCCAAUGCCCAUAACCAGCGGGUGCUGCAUUGUGGUGACUUCCGUGCAUCUCCUGCUCAGGUGCAACAUCCGCUUCUGCGCCCUGACGUGGUCAACCCGGUCACCGGUAAGCUGCGGCAGCAACAUAUCGACAAAUGUUACCUGGACACCACAUACCUGAGCCCAAAAUAUGGCUUUCCCGCUCAGGAGGAUGUGAUUACAGCGUGCUCAGAGCUUUGUGUCCGCCUCAACCAGGAAGCUGGUGUCGGAUCUGAUACGGGGAAGAAUGGUACAAGUGGUUUGAUGGGCAAAUUUCUCUCUGCUGCCACGGGGAACAAUCAAGCAACGGACAAAGCCUCACAGGUUGGAGGUCGACUACUUGUGGUUAUCGGGACCUACAGUAUUGGCAAAGAACGAAUAUGCAUGGGGAUCGCCCGAGCACUUGGAUCCAAGAUUUUCGCGACUCCACCGAAGCAACGGAUCUGCGCCUGCUUGGAAGACCCGGAGCUCUCCGCGAUGCUGACAAGCAAUCCUCACGAAGCCCAAGUACAUAUGCAAACCCUUUUCGAGAUCCGCGCCGACACACUAGCAGACUACCUCGAUGGCUUCAAGCCUCACUUCUCCAGAGUCGUCGGUUUCCGCCCGACCGGCUGGACCUAUCGCCCACCAGCCGGGCGAAUAGUACAAAAUCCAUCAGUGUCCACUGUGCUGCACGGCGAAUACUGGAAGUCACCAUAUACCAGUCAGGACCUCACGCCACAGCGCGGCAGUAUGCGAGAAAGCGCAUGCUUCGGCGUUCCCUAUAGCGAACACAGUUCAUUCCGCGAGUUGACCAUGUUUUGUUGCGCUUUGCGUAUCGGCCGGGUCAUCCCGACGGUGAAUGUGGCCAGCCAAAAGAGUCGGGACCAGAUGAAGGUGUGGAUGGAGCGGUGGGAUGCCGAAAAGAAGAAGAAUGGGUUGUUUCCUGUCACUGGCGAUCGGUGGUGA
Molecule: messenger RNA, 2535 nt
Organism: Penicillium vulpinum
Lineage: Eukaryota; Fungi; Ascomycota; Eurotiomycetes; Eurotiales; Aspergillaceae
Product: DNA cross-link repair protein PSO2
Exons: 2
Coding region: 1-2535 (844 amino acids)
Biological process (GO): interstrand cross-link repair; protection from non-homologous end joining at telomere; double-strand break repair via nonhomologous end joining
Molecular function (GO): damaged DNA binding; 5'-3' DNA exonuclease activity
Source: RefSeq, a predicted model, not a curated record